Arvicola amphibius (Eurasian water vole) is the source of this 970-nucleotide messenger RNA. It is a transcript of the gene Snrpb2, whose product is annotated as small nuclear ribonucleoprotein polypeptide B2. Gene Ontology annotation, cellular component: U1 snRNP. The transcript is spliced from 7 exons. Bases 97 to 774 code for a protein of 225 amino acids. Gene Ontology annotation, molecular function: U1 snRNA binding. Gene Ontology annotation, biological process: mRNA splicing, via spliceosome. Lineage: Eukaryota; Metazoa; Chordata; Mammalia; Rodentia; Cricetidae. The record is from RefSeq and is a predicted model, not a curated record.
GUGUGGCCGCGCUCUUCCGGCGCCAGGCAGCUCUUCCGGUUUGGUUUUCAAGCGGGACGGCGCAGGCUUCAGGCUAUUUGAAGGUUUUUUCCAAACAUGGAUAUCAGGCCAAAUCACACGAUUUAUAUCAACAAUAUGAAUGAUAAAAUUAAAAAAGAAGAAUUGAAGAGAUCCCUGUAUGCACUGUUUUCUCAGUUUGGACACGUGGUAGAUAUUGUGGCUUUAAAGACCAUGAAGAUGAGGGGGCAGGCUUUUGUUAUAUUUAAGGAACUGGGCUCAUCCACAAAUGCUUUGAGACAGUUACAAGGAUUUCCUUUUUAUGGUAAACCAAUGCGAAUUCAGUACGCAAAAACAGAUUCUGAUAUAAUAUCUAAAAUGCGUGGGACUUUUGCUGACAAAGAAAAGAAAAAGGAAAAGAAGAAAGCUAAAACAAUGGAACAGGCUGCAGCAGCUGCAAACAAAAAGCCUGGCCAGGGAACACCAAAUUCAGCUAAUCCUCAAGGAAACGCAGCACCAAAUCCUCAGGUCCCCGAUUACCCUCCAAACUAUAUCCUAUUCCUUAAUAAUUUGCCAGAAGAGACGAAUGAGAUGAUGUUAUCCAUGCUGUUCAAUCAGUUCCCUGGUUUCAAAGAAGUUCGCUUGGUACCUGGGAGGCAUGACAUUGCAUUUGUAGAAUUUGAAAAUGAUGGACAGGCUGGAGCUGCCAGAGAUGCUUUGCAAGGGUUUAAGAUCACACCAUCUCAUGCAAUGAAGAUUACCUAUGCCAAGAAAUAACCUUUGGAAUGGCCGGUUUGAAAGGACUUGGUAUUAUUUAUAGUGUUUGUUUUGAUUACAUUCGGUCAAGUCAUUUUAAUGGUUGGAAGUGAAAUUGAAGUUUGGGGGAUAGAGUCACCUAAUUUUUUUUUUAGUUUUGGUGACCUGUGAAAUCUGAAGCCUUAAUUUUGUACAAUAAACUUUUAUUUGUAUUCUG